AUGGCAGAAGAUAGUGCGCGAGGUGGUGGGCUAUCUUCUGGUUUGGCUGUGAUAUUGAAUGGUGAGGAGGAGAAGGAGAAUCCGUCAAAAAGUCGACUUGUUUCUUGUUUUGAUGAUUUCGGUGAUCAGACUGUGGAACGAGCUCUUGAGUAUAUCUUCGGUCUCCCUCACAGAUCGCUUGGUACGAUUACUGGCCCUGCAGACAAGGAGCUAGUUUGUGCUUUGAUAAAGAAUGAGAUGGCUACACUGAAUCCAAAUCCUUCUAGUUCGACCAGUGAAAGGGAAGGGAUUUGUAUUGAAAAUGGGUGUGGAUCUCAUGUUGUUGGGCUUGAAGAAUUGAGCAUUUGUGGUGACAUUAGAAUCAUUAAACCGCCACUGCUUAUUGAGAGCUUAGCAAUGUUCAGUAGUAUGAGGGCUAAUGUGAGAGUUUGGAAAGGGAAAUGGAUGUAUGAGGUCGUUCUGGAAACUUCUGGGGUUCAGCAGCUUGGAUGGGCAACUCGAUCUUGUCCUUUCACUGACCAUAAAGGUGUAGGUGAUGCAGAUGAUUCGUAUGCUUUUGAUGGGAAAAGGGUUAGUAAGUGGAACAAAGAUGCUGAGCCAUACGGUCAGGCUUGGGUUGUUGGUGAUGUUAUUGGAUGUUGCAUUGACAUGGACCUUGAUGAGAUCCUAUUUUACAGAAAUGGUGCGUGUCUUGGUGUGGCAUUUCGUGGUAUCCGUAAAAUGGGACCUGGAUUCGGGUACCAUCCAGCAAUAUCUCUUUCUCAGGGUGAGCGUUGUGAAUUGAAUUUUGGGGCACGGCCAUUUAAGUACCCUAUUCAGGGGUUUCUUGCUCUCCAAGCCCCUCCGUCUGCCAAUAUUCUUGCGACACAAUUGCUUAGCUGCUUAUCAAGGCUGUUGGAUAUGCAAUCCAGGGAGUGUUCCAAUAGUUUUCUGACUGCCAAAUUCAGGAGAUUGAAGAGGUUUGUCUCACUUGAGGAGUUGUAUUAUCCUGUUUCUCGUGGAAUAUGUGAGGUAAUGUUCACUGUACUUGAGGCCGAAGCAGGUAGCAUGGAGUAUAUAGCUUGGGGUUCUUUUCUUACAUUCCUGUUAGAGGUCUUCAGAAUGCAGGCACCACAUGAAUAUUUGAGUUUGGACAAAAUUGCUGAUGUGUUUCUAGAAUAUCAGGAGUCACAGAUGGUGUUCCAGCACCUUGUUAAUGCACUUUCAAGUGCCUGCAAGACAGCCCCAUUGGUAUUGACUGACUGCCCCUACUCAGGAUCCUAUCCUUAUCUUUCCCUGGCAUGCCAUAUUUUGAGGCGGCGAGAAUUGAUGGUACUCUGGUGGAAAUCAUCCGAUUUUGAGUUCUUAUUCGAAGGUUUUCUAUCACAAAAAAAUCUGAACAAGCAGGAUCUGCAGUGUAUGAUGCCUUCUGUAUGGUGGCCUGGUUCAUACGAGGAUGCUGCUUAUGAAGGUAGCAUGAUGUUGACAACAACAGCAUUAUCUGAAGCAAUCAGUAAGAUUGAAGAGAAGCAUAGGGAGCUUUGUCUCUUGGUUAUUCAGUUUCUGCCACCGUCACUGCCUCCUCAGUUUCCUGGCUCAGUGUUUAGGACGUUUCUGCAGAAUCUUCUGUUGAAGAACAGGGGAGCAGACCGUAAUGUGCCACCUCCAGGAGUCUCAAGCAACUCUGUGCUUGUUUCUUUAUAUACUGUCAUUCUUCAUUUGUUAUCUGAGGGGUUUGCCAUGAGGGAUGUAGGUGGAAAAAAUGGGCAUAAUAUUGGAUUUUUGCAUAGAGGGGGAGACCAGAGUUUUCCGGUAGAACUCUUUCUGAAGAAUGAUUCUCAUCGAACUGACAUCUCCAGGCUUGGAGGAUCUUUUAGUCAUUUGUCGAAAUCUCAUCCCAUAAGUGAUCAAGAAGACGAAGUCAUUCGGUGGGAGGAAGGCUGUGCGGAUGAUGAAGAAACCAGAGUAACACAUAAUACCAUUCAGAAACCCUGUUGUUGUUCAUGUUAUGAUUUUGAGUUUUCAAGGACUUCUAAGAAUUCGCUUAGAUAUGCGCCUCGAGGUUCUCGUGUCCAUUGUAGCCCAAUGGGGGAGAGGUCUGCUCAUGUUGCUGCAGAAUGCAGUACUGGAAGUUUGAAUGAUGAGAUAGUGGACAAACCUAGUACAAGUGAUCAAUCUGAAGCAGACUUUGAUUAUCGCCCAUUGCGGAAUUUAAGGAUAGUACCAAGAGAAUUUAACAUGUCUUGUGCUACCCUCAGAGAAGAGGAGCUUCUGGAUACUUUACUUUUGUUGUAUCAUAUAGGCGUUGCCCCAAAUUUUAAGCAGGCAUCAUAUUACAUGUCUCAUCAGUCACAAUCUGUAGCCCUCCUUGAAGAAACUGACAAACAAAUAAGGGAACGACCUUGCAGUGAACAACUAAGGCGCUUGAAGGAAGUUCGUAAUGAUUAUCGAGAAGAAGUAAUUGAUUGUGUCAGACAUUGUACAUGGUAUCGGAUAACUCUUUUCUCCCGAUGGAAGCAGAGAGGGAUGUAUGCAACAUGUAUGUGGAUAGCCCAACUACUUCUGGUUCUGAGCAAAGUGGAUUCCUUGUUUCUCUAUGCCCCAGAAUAUUAUCUUGAGACAAUGGUGGAUUGCUUUCAUGUGCUGCGGAAGAGUGAUCCUCCAUUUGUUCCUUCAGCAAUAUUUAUCAAGCAAGGGCUUGCUCCAUUUGUCACUUUUGUGGUUAGCCACUUCAACGACCCGAGAAUACUGAGUGCAGAUCUCAGGGAUCUUCUUCUGCAGUCGAUAUCAGUGCUUGUACAGUACAAGGAACAUGUGGCAACUUUUGAGACCAAUAGGGCAGCCACUCAGAUACUGCCAAGAUCAUUGUUGUCUGCUUUCGAUAACAGAUCUUGGAUACCAGUGACCAACAUUCUUUUGCGAUUGUGCAAGGGCUCUUCGUUUGGAUCUUCGAAGCAUGGAGAAUCAUCAUCGUCAUCAUCAGUGGUCUUCCAGAUGUUGCUGAGGGAAACUUGCGUAGGUGAUGAGGAGUUAUUCUCGGGUUUCCUUAAUCGACUUUUUAAUACUCUAAGCUGGACGAUGACUGAGUUCUCUGUUUCUGUUCGGGAAAUGCAAGAAAAGUACCAGGUGCUGGAGUUCCAGCAAAGGAAAUGCUGCGUUAUAUUUGACCUCUCAUGCAACCUGGCAAAGCUUUUGGAGUUCUGUACCCGUGAGAUUCCUCAGGCAUUUUUAUCUGGGGCCGAUACAAACCUCCGAAGACUGACCGAACUGAUCGUAUUUAUACUCAACCACAUAACUUCAGCUGCUGAUGCUGAAUUUUUUGACUUGUCACUUCGACGUUAUGGUCAGACCAUGGAGAAAGUGAAUCGAGGUAUGAUAUUAGCGCCUCUUGUAGAGAUCAUAUUCAAUCUGUUGGAUGCGAGUAUUGGGAAGGAAGGUGAGGAUCAGAAUGAUGUUGUCGGAGUUUUUGCAAGCAUGGACUGCCCUGACACAGUGCACUGUGGGUUCCAAUACCUAUUAGAGUACAACUGGGCAACCUGUGGUCGCGGGGACUCUUACAUAGGAAAGCUGUGCCAGCUCGAGACCUUCUUGAGCCUUCUCAUAACCCGUAUUGAGUCGGAUCAAGUCCAGACGACAAGAAGCAGGGGAGAAGCAAAAAACGACGAUGCCAUCUGCUGCAUUUGUUACACCAGUGAAGCGGACGCAGAGUUUGCUCCUUGCUGGCAUCGCUCUUGCUAUGGCUGCAUAACCAGACAUCUACUCAACUGCCACAGAUGCUUCUUCUGCAAUGCCACGGUGCUGGAGGUGGUCAAGGUUGGCGAAAAGAGCAUCUGA
This is a messenger RNA of Linum trigynum, 3813 nucleotides long. The record is from the annotation of a GenBank genome assembly. Lineage: Eukaryota; Viridiplantae; Streptophyta; Magnoliopsida; Malpighiales; Linaceae.